This is a messenger RNA of Ambispora gerdemannii, 2288 nucleotides long. The record is from the annotation of a GenBank genome assembly. Lineage: Eukaryota; Fungi; Glomeromycota; Glomeromycetes; Archaeosporales; Ambisporaceae.
UGUUCAUGCUACUUUUUCAUUACGACUAUUCGCAUUCGAGGAAGACGGAAUGGUGCAGAGUGAACGGAGCAAGAAAGGCAAAAGAAAGCGUUCCGUAGGUUCUGAUAACCAACUACAAUUUGUUGUUUAUAACGCAAGUACAUUUGCUACGCAAAGUGGAACUUCAAAUGAACUGACUCACCAUGAAAUUCCUCAUGAAACUUAUGAAAAUUCUAAUGAAGAAAUAUAUGAAAUGACUUAUGACACGUCUCAAGAAAUCUCUUAUGAAACUCCUCAAGAUAAUCAAAAUGAAAAUGUAACAACCCUACCGUCGUCACCUUUACCUCCGCCAAUUUUGUUCACUUCAACAUUUAAUACAUGUACUUCAGCACUUGCACCACAACGUGUUGCUGUUUUAUCAACGAAUGCUCACCAAUCCCAACAAUCACAAAGCAAACGGGGCUCAAGCUGGGUGUGGGAUUAUAUACACGUGGAUUCGAGCACUAAAAUACGAUGUUGUACUGUACAAGUAACAGAAAAUGAUAUUGAGAAGCCGUGUAAUGCAAAAUUUGCAGCUACAACAAGUACUACAAAUAUUGGAAAUCAUUUAAGAACCGUUCAUCGAAUUUCAAAUGCAAUCGAUUCAGCAAAAGCAUUGAACCUUAUCGCCAACCAAACACAGCAGACAUUGGAAACAUGUGUCAAAAAUAUAAAGCCAUACAAAGCUACUGAAAAACAUUAUAUACGACUUGUUUAUCUUCUUGUUAGAUUUAUUGUUGAUGAUCUUCAACCUCUUAGUACUACUGAAUCAGAAUCUUUCGUUCACUUGAGCAAUGGACUAGAUCGACGAUUUACAGUUCCCUGUUCAGAAACAAUCAAAACUAAAAUUUUUGAUGCCGUUAUAUUUGCUGAAAACAAAUUACGAAAACUCAUUAAAGAAACAAUGAUAACGUGUAGCUUUACAACUGAUCUUUGGACACAAUUUCACCAACCUUAUAUCGGCGUAACUAUACAUUGGUUAACGUCAGACUUUAAUCUUUGUCAAGCACUCUUAACAAUUGAAGAAUUUCCUUAUGGCCAUUCAGGUGAUAGAAUUGCUGAUUUUUUGCAACAAUUAUUCGAUAAAUGGGAAAUAAGCAAUCAAGUUAUCGCUGGUGCUACAGAUAAUGCAGCUAAUAUGCAUGCCGCAAUACAAAAAUUGGGAUAUCGUCAUAUCAAAUGUAUGGCACAUACCUUACAACUCGCAAUUAAUGAUGGAUUGUCAAAAUGUCAGGCUUUAAUAACACGUGCAAAAGCUCUUAAUAAGUUUUUGGUAAAUCAUGAUAAAUAUCGACAAAAACUUCGUGAUUUACAAAAAUUAAUCAAUGGUACUUCAAAUGCUUCUACUUCGACCUCUAGUAAGCUUGAACCUAUUCAAGAUGUAAAGACUAGAUGGAAUUCGACAUAUCUAGUCUUUGCACGCCUUCUGCAAUUGAAACAUAUCAUUCAAUCACUAAUUGCUGUAUUAUUAAAUGACAAUGAUAAUAUAGCAAAAAAAGAUGGAAAAGUUUUGGAACAUUUAUUUUUAAAUCAUACCGAAUGGCAAGCAUUAGAAGAAUUAGUAGAUUUAUUAAAGCCCUUUGUGCAAGUUACUGAACUUAUUGGUGGAAGUUCUUAUCCAACAUUGAGUAUGAUGUAUCCUAUUCUGACAAAACUUAUGGCUCAUCUUUUGAUGAAAAGUUCAACUAUUAUUGAUGAAUCAGUUUUGGAAACUUGUAAUAUAAUCAAAGAAUCAUUGGAUCAACGAUGGAAUAAUACUGAUAAUAUUGGAUAUUUCGCAGCUUAUUUUGAUCCACGAUUUAAAAAUAUGAAAUUUGCCGGUACAAAAUGGGACAAUAUACGAUCUCAAAUAUUGGAAAAAAUGGAAGCAGAAAAUAAUGAAUCUUCAACAUUUACUUCAAUGAUAUCUGAACAAACAAAUUUAUUUUUUGAUGAUGAGAAUUUGACAAAUGAAUCCUCUCCAGUAUCCUUUGAAAUGCAAAUUUAUAAAUCAAUGCCACAAAUUCAUAAGCAUUCUCUUUCUAAUCCCCUUUAUCAAAAAGAAAAUCCACUUGUUUGGUGGAAUAAUAAUAUAAAAACUUUUCCACAUCAUAUUAAACAAGCACGAAAAUAUCUUGCCAUUCCUGCUACAUCUGUUCCUUCUGAAAGACUUUUUUCAGAUGCAGGAAAUAUAAUAACUGAAAAACGAAAUCGUCUUUCUUCUGAUAUUGUUCAUGAUAUUUUAUUUUUAAAACAUAAUAAAAUUAUACUAGACUGGCCCGGCCAACCUG